AUGGCUGAACAGAAGGAUGAAUUCGAUAGCAAGCGAGAGCAGGAAAAGCUCACACAAUAUCGCAGAGAACAGGAAGUUUUGGAAAAUAGAGUCCUCCUCGGUGACGAGAAGGCACGGUUAGGACUGGCCUGGAUGUAUGACCAACCAGCAAUAAUGGAGCCAGUAUGUUACUUUCUUUUGCAUCCCUUAUAACUCCAUUUAGGAAAAGGAACCCGAGAAGUCUGACGUCAAGUUCGAAUGGCAGCGGAAGUACAAUGCGCCGCGUGAAAGUUACUGUAAGAAUUCUGCAGACGUAACAGACCAGCCAUUCGGCAUUGAGGUCAGAAACGUUCGGUGUAUGCGCUGCAAGCAAUGGGGACACUUGAACACAGAUCGAAUUUGCCCCCUAUAUGGUCAGUCAUUUACACAGGAGCCCGUUGCCGGAUGCUCUCGUGGGCUGGACUUCGCCAAGAAAAAUCUUCGCCGGGAAGGUCUGGCCUUCAAGAAAUCUACAGAAGCCACUGGCCUUAACGAUAUUGUGUACAAAGCCAAACAAGCGUGUAGUGGGAACAAGGAUUUCGACCCAACGGCCGCCGAACAUGAUCUCACCGUGAAAUUUCUCAAGUCCUUAACGGAAAGGCAGCGUGAAAAGCUCCUCAGCAAGUUGUCCAAACUGUCUAACAGUGACAGUUCUUCCCACAAGCAUAAGAAAAAGCACUCUCGUUGA
Spirometra erinaceieuropaei is the source of this 706-nucleotide messenger RNA. The record is from the annotation of a GenBank genome assembly. Lineage: Eukaryota; Metazoa; Platyhelminthes; Cestoda; Diphyllobothriidea; Diphyllobothriidae.